GGAAACGAUGUCCUUUCUUCCCUCCGUUCUACAAUUCAGAGAGAGACUCUCCACCGGCCUUCCCUUUUCUCUCUCAUUUCGAUCCGUUCAACUCGGAUCCGGACUCGUUCGCUCAGCCCGAGUCACCACCUCAUGGCGCGGGCGUCAACUCACCUCAUCUCCACCCUCUCCCUGAUCCUCCACCUCUUUCACCUCCUUCGUGGCGGCGACGCCGCGAUCCUUCAAAACCGCCACCAUGGCUCUCUUCCUGCAAUGGUCCUUCCAUUAUACCUCUCCGCUUCCAAUUCGUCAACAUCAGAGCUCGAUCCCCGUCGCCAGCUCCAUGGAUCCGAGUCCAAACGCCACCCUAAUGCUCGCAUGAGACUCCACGAUGAUCUCCUCCUCAACGGGUACUACACAACGCGGCUUUGGAUCGGUACUCCGCCGCAGAUGUUUGCUCUCAUUGUUGAUACGGGGAGUACUGUUACGUAUGUUCCGUGCUCGUCGUGCGAACAGUGUGGCAGGCACCAGGAUCCAAAGUUCCAGCCAGACUUGUCAAGCACCUAUCAACCUGUCAAAUGCACAUUGGAUUGCAAUUGUGAUGAUGACAGGAUGCAAUGUGUGUAUGAGAGACAGUAUGCUGAAAUGAGUACUAGCAGUGGUGUCCUUGGUGAGGAUGUCAUAUCCUUUGGAAAUCAGAGUGAGCUUGCCCCACAGCGUGCUGUUUUUGGCUGUGAAAAUGUUGAGACUGGUGAUCUUUAUAGUCAGCAUGCUGAUGGCAUCAUGGGUUUGGGCCGUGGAGAUCUUAGUAUCAUGGAUCAACUGGUUGACAAAAAUGUAGUUAGUGAUUCAUUCUCACUAUGCUAUGGUGGAAUGGAUGUUGGUGGGGGUGCAAUGGUUCUUGGUGGCAUAUCUCCCCCGACAGACAUGGUCUUUGCAUAUUCAGAUCCUGUGCGCAGUCCCUAUUACAAUAUUGAUUUGAAGGAGAUACAUGUUGCGGGGAAGCGACUGCCUCUAAACUCAAAUGUCUUUGAUGGAAAACAUGGAACUGUCUUGGACAGUGGUACAACUUAUGCAUACCUACCAGAAGCCGCAUUUACUGCAUUUAAGGAUGCUAUUGUCAAGGAACUUCAAUCUUUGAAUCAAAUCAGUGGUCCAGAUCCAAAUUAUCAUGAUAUAUGUUUUUCUGGUGCUGGAACUGAUGUCUCUCAAAUCUCUAAAAGCUUUCCAGUGGUUGACAUGGUAUUUGGAAAUGGUCAGAAGUACUCGCUGUCACCUGAAAAUUACAUGUUCCGGCAUUCAAAAGUGAGAGGUGCAUAUUGUCUGGGAGUUUUUCAAAAUGGAAAGGAUCCUACUACUCUUUUAGGAGGCAUUGUUGUCCGAAACACUCUUGUAACCUAUGAUCGUGAGCAAACAAAAAUUGGUUUCUGGAAAACUAACUGUGCUGAGUUAUGGGAAAGACUACAGACAUCUGUUGCCCCACCACAAAUGGCUCCAAAUACAGAAGUAAGAAAUUCAACCAAAGCAUUGGCGCCUUCAGUUGCUCCACCUGUAUCGCAGCAUCAUGUACCCGCAGGUGAACUCAAAAUUGCACAAAUAACAAUUGCAAUAUCAUUUAACAUCAGUUAUGUGGAUAUGAAGCCUCACAUCACAGAAUUGGCUGGAUUGAUGGCACAUGAGUUAGAUGUUAAUACUUCCCAGGUUCACUUACUGAAUUUUACCUCUUUUGGAAAUGGUUCCCUCUCUAGAUGGGCCAUAACCCCAAGGCCGAAUGCUGAUUACAUUUCUGAUGCAACUGCAACGAGAAUAAUUGCUCAGCUUUCUGAGCAUCACAUUCAACUUCCUGGCACCUUUGGAGGUUAUAAGUUGAUUGAUUGGAAUGUUGAGCCUCCACCAAAAUGGAAUUGGUGGCAGCAAUAUCACAUGGUUGUGGGUUUAGUUUCUAUACUCGCGUUGCUUAUAGGAUUGUCAAUAUUAGGAAUAUUCUUAAUUUGGAAAAAGAGACAGCAGAACGCCCAUCCAUACAAGCCGGUUGAUGAAGCUGUUCCUGAGCAAGAACUUCAGCCAUUAUGAGCUAACAAGUUUGUGCUACUACUGCUUAACAUCAUACUUGAUUAGUUUCAGUAGCAUAUUCAACUUACCACCAUCAAGAGCAAUUUAUACAAACCAUAGUCACUGAACUGGUCAAGUUUUGUUUUGAAAGAAAUCAAGCUGUCCUCGAUAUCGAGUGAUCAUUUAACCCUGACAGAGUACAUAGACAAUUCUCUAUAUAUUCCAUCAUCUGUAAACGGAAUUUUGUUUGUGAAUAUUGUAAUAUACAGGUGAAUCAAAGGGUGCAGCAAGAUUGAAAUACAA
Messenger RNA from Lotus japonicus, 2334 nucleotides. Its product is annotated as aspartic proteinase 36-like. The coding region runs from base 133 to 2052 and encodes 639 amino acids. The transcript has 12 exons. The record is from RefSeq and is a predicted model, not a curated record. Gene Ontology annotation, biological process: proteolysis. NCBI's taxonomy places the organism in Eukaryota, Viridiplantae, Streptophyta, Magnoliopsida, Fabales, Fabaceae. Gene Ontology annotation, molecular function: aspartic-type endopeptidase activity.